Molecule: messenger RNA, 183 nt
Organism: Pisolithus orientalis
Lineage: Eukaryota; Fungi; Basidiomycota; Agaricomycetes; Boletales; Pisolithaceae
Exons: 1
Source: RefSeq, a predicted model, not a curated record
AGCAUGCUGGUGGAUUCUGGUCCAAAUGACACUUUCUUGGACAAAAGAGGGGCCAAUGAAAAUGACAUUGCCCUUAUCAAGCUUGGUCAUCCCAUUGGUGUCCUGAAUGUUGAUGGAACCCCUAACAUUGCUGGCAAUAUCACACACAUUGCUUCUCUUGUUAUGAAUUACCAAGGACAUUGA